CGCUCUCCUUCAUUUGGUCUCUCAGCUUCUGAGUCACAACAUAUAUCGUCGUCUCAAAAAUCAGGUACGAGCAAAACAGUGUGAGGACAGGCCGAUCAGUUCAUCUACACAGAAGAUGGGAACAUUAGGGAAAGCGAUCUAUACUGUCGGAUUCUGGAUUCGCGAGUCUGGCCAAGCUCUUGAUCGUCUCGGCUGCCGCCUCCAGGGCAACUACUACUUCCAAGAGCAACUAUCCAGGCAUCGGACACUCAUGAAUAUAUUUGAUAAAGCUCCUGUUGUUGAUAAAGAUGCAUUUGUCGCCCCAAGUGCAUCUAUCAUUGGGGAUGUUCAAGUGGGAAGAGGAUCCUCAAUUUGGUAUGGAUGUGUUUUGAGAGGUGAUGUUAACAGCAUCAGUGUUGGGUCUGGAACUAAUAUACAAGACAAUUCCCUCGUGCAUGUAGCAAAGUCUAAUCUCAGUGGGAAGGUCUUACCAACAAUCAUUGGAGACAAUGUUACUGUAGGUCACAGUGCCGUCUUACAUGGAUGUACUGUUGAGGACGAGGCUUUUGUUGGUAUGGGUGCAACCCUGCUUGAUGGGGUGGUGGUUGAGAAGCAUGGCAUGGUUGCUGCAGGAGCCCUUGUGAGGCAGAAUACGAGAAUCCCAUGUGGAGAGGUAUGGGGAGGUAAUCCAGCAAAGUUCUUGAGGAAGCUCACGGAGGAAGAAAUAGCCUUCAUCUCCCAGUCAGCCACCAAUUAUACCAAUCUAGCACAGGUCCAUGCAGCUGAGAAUGCGAAGAGCUUUGAUGAGAUUGAGCUUGAGAAGCUGCUCCGCAAGAAAUUUGCUCGUCGAGAUGAGGAGUAUGAUUCCAUGAUUGGAGUUGUUCGCGAGGUACCUCCACAGCUUAUCCUUCCUGAUAAUAUCUUGGCAGAUAAAGCACCCAAAGCUGCGUGAAGGGAAGAUUCAGCUUAAGAUGGGGUCUCUUAAAUUCUUCGUGAGGGGAAAUUUGCCUUAAAAGUGCAGAUUUAUUGAAUAUGGGUUCCUUUCUUUUAAAUAAUUUUUUUGAACCCUGCCAUGUUUUAGGAUCAUUCAUGGUGUGCCUUUCUGGCUUCUGGAUUUACUUGUUCUCUCUUGUUUAUGGAGAACCCCACCUAUUUCCUGUUUCUAGAGAAAAUUAAUGCGACAGUUCCUCUCUGUACCCAAGAGAAUAUUUUUUUGUUGGAAGAUCUUUUUUCUGUACUCAUAAUUUCUGAUCAUUUGGGGAUUAUUUGAAUAAUUAAUGCACUUCAUGGAAAAUUUUUGUAUAA
Telopea speciosissima is the source of this 1284-nucleotide messenger RNA. Its product is annotated as gamma carbonic anhydrase 1, mitochondrial. Lineage: Eukaryota; Viridiplantae; Streptophyta; Magnoliopsida; Proteales; Proteaceae. The record is from RefSeq and is a predicted model, not a curated record. Bases 116 to 931 code for a protein of 271 amino acids. The transcript has 5 exons.